AUGGUCAAGUACCGGACUGUUGAAAAUCCAACCUCGGGAGUCACCAAAUCAAUGUCCCUGGAGACAUGGAACAUUAUAGGUCUUGCUGAUAUAUGGCGCUGCAAAAGAGGGACCGCGAGCUCUCACCCAUGUUUAACCCGACCUGUUUUCAAGAGGAGUUGUUGUACGGGCUACUUGGUGACAUGCACCUUCAGCAAGUGUGCAGAUACGGUGGCUCGCCGAGGACGUGUGGGCGGCCCGCCAGAGCUGAAAAUUAGAUCUGCAUCAAGUCCCAACCGACCACGUUCAACUACACAAGCCAAGCAAGUUCAUCCGAGCCGCAGUUCAGAUUUAGGGAAAUCACUCUGCGCUCAGGGUUCCCAAUCAUGCCGUGUCAUAAUUCGUGCCCACGGCUUGAGCUGUCGUGGAGGAGGCGAGGUGACCUUGAUUGGAACGACCUCCAGACUGGUCUGCAAAAUGAACAUGUUACAGAGCAAGAAUUUCUAUCCAACCUUCUGCGUGCAGACUUUGAUAUCCUGGUCAUAUACCUGGGCUUUUUUUGAAACAAAAUUCUACUAUGGUGGCAACAAUGGUUAUGUUUGGCACAAGCUUAACAUGUUCAGUCGCUGGAUUCCUGCAACCGAAACCAUGAUACUGGUUGUGUUUGAUCCACCCGCCCCAAUCAGAGAGAAAUUACCCACCCCAAUGAUCCCACCCUUUUUGCAAGGGCGAUCAAAGGAUCCUUUUUGGGUUUAUGAAGGAAUAUUAAGGGAAAUUCUUGAUCUGCAAGACAAGUCCGUCUGGAUGAUUCGUGACCAGGUCAGGGUGGUAGAAAAGAACCGGGCGCUUGUGACCCAACCAAAUCCCAACUACAGCCAUCUCCACGAACUAGCAAGACAUGCAAUUCACGUAUCAGAGACGCUCGACACCGCAGCUACCACGGUAAAUAGCAUUCUGCAGCGGCACGCAGAGUACGUGGCGGGUGUCAGUGAUGCCAACAAGGAUCAAACACGGUCCUCGAAGCAGCUACAAGACAGGCUACAUUUUCUGGAACAGAUGUUCAUCAGUCUCAAACACCGCUCCUCAUCCAACCAAGCCAGAUUGCAAAACGAGAUACAGCUAUCGUUCAACAUCGUGGCACAGUCUGAUGCGAGGACUUCGGUCGAGAUCGGGCGAGCAGCACAGAAGGACAGCGCUGCCAUGAAGACGGUUGCUUUCUUGACUUUGGUCUUUCUGCCUGCCACUUUUAUCUCCGCCAUCUUCAGUACUUCAUUCUUCAACUUUGAUGGGCCAGAGGGUACCUGGACUAUUUCGGAUAAGAUCUGGAUAUACUGGGCUGUCGCAAUCCCUGUAACCCUCUUCACAAUACUGCUGUGGUAUUUUUGGCACAUGGUUAUUCCACAAGCUCUGAUCGGUGAUAGGCGACUUCUUUGAUUAGAGGACGUAUCACAGAGGGUAAUAUGGCCGGGCUGACGUACACUACACUACACAUACUAGGAUCUUCAGUCGAAGGAGAUUUGGUUUCUAGUGUAAAUGCAAUGUGGUGUAAACGCUCCUCCCUCCUCCCUCCUCCUCCCAGCUAC
Messenger RNA from Diaporthe batatas, 1562 nucleotides. RefSeq lists its product as uncharacterized. Gene Ontology annotation, biological process: transmembrane transport; metal ion transport. The record is from RefSeq and is a predicted model, not a curated record. Gene Ontology annotation, molecular function: metal ion transmembrane transporter activity. The coding region runs from base 1 to 1413 and encodes 470 amino acids. The transcript is spliced from 4 exons. Lineage: Eukaryota; Fungi; Ascomycota; Sordariomycetes; Diaporthales; Diaporthaceae. Gene Ontology annotation, cellular component: membrane.